AAGCCUGCUUGACUUUACUCCCUGCAGUCUGCCCCCAAAUCCCCCACUCUCCAAACCCCAGCCAGAGCCGAACGGGAGCCGCCGCCAGCCGCCAUGUCCGGAGGAAUCGCGCGCGGCCGCCUCGCCGAGGAGCGCAAGGCGUGGCGUAAGAACCACCCGCACGGUUUCGUCGCCAAGCCGGAGACGCUGGGCGAUGGGACGGUGAACCUCAUGGUCUGGCACUGCACCAUCCCCGGCAAGCAAGGGACUGAUUGGGAAGGUGGAUAUUUCCCUCUCACCCUUAAUUUCAGUGAGGAUUACCCUAGCAAACCUCCCAAGUGCAAGUUCCCACAGGCUUUUUUCCACCCGAAUGUCUAUCCUUCAGGGACGGUCUGUCUUUCCAUACUCAACGAAGACAGUGGUUGGAGACCAGCCAUUACUGUGAAGCAGAUUCUUGUUGGAAUCCAGGACUUGCUGGAUCAGCCAAAUCCUGCUGACCCUGCUCAAACAGAUGGUUACCACCUCUUUAUUCAGGAUCCUACGGAAUACAAGAGGCGUAUCCGGCUGCAGGCCAAGCAGUAUCCUCCGCUGGUCUGAUGGCAUUGGCUUCUUACUGAUCCAUGCUGCACAUCCGCAUAGUCCUUGCUAGAUCUCAAAUGAAUGCCUCUGCAAAUAUGGAACUAAAUCAAGUAUAACCUGGAGAAAGGUGCUUUGAGAAGUAUUAUCGUCAUUGUGGACCAAUUGUGUGAUUCAGUGUCCAUUUGGUUGUAAGGGGAUUCCUUAACCGUUCGAGUGCUUGUUUUCUGGGUUAAUGUCAAACUUAAGUUUGUCCAGCCAUCUCCAGAGAAUUGUUGUCUGUGUGUUAUUCGACAAUUCUAAAUGCGAAGAAACAAAUUUGUUCACCACAAUGCUUGCCUAUA
Molecule: messenger RNA, 899 nt
Organism: Brachypodium distachyon (stiff brome)
Lineage: Eukaryota; Viridiplantae; Streptophyta; Magnoliopsida; Poales; Poaceae
Product: SUMO-conjugating enzyme SCE1
Exons: 5
Coding region: 94-576 (160 amino acids)
Biological process (GO): protein sumoylation
Cellular component (GO): nucleus
Molecular function (GO): SUMO conjugating enzyme activity
Source: RefSeq, a predicted model, not a curated record